Molecule: messenger RNA, 4048 nt
Organism: Schistocerca cancellata (South American locust)
Lineage: Eukaryota; Metazoa; Arthropoda; Insecta; Orthoptera; Acrididae
Product: palmitoyltransferase ZDHHC3
Exons: 7
Coding region: 235-1095 (286 amino acids)
Biological process (GO): peptidyl-L-cysteine S-palmitoylation; protein targeting to membrane
Cellular component (GO): Golgi apparatus; endoplasmic reticulum
Molecular function (GO): protein-cysteine S-palmitoyltransferase activity
Source: RefSeq, a predicted model, not a curated record
UUAGUACGGAACAAGUCUUGAGAGCAUAAAAUAUUUCACAUUCACUUAUUUGACAGUGUUGGUACUAGUCUAUCGCAGCUGAUAAACUGCUAGUAGAGAUGAUUUGAGAAACAACAGCAUGAAAAGUGAAAAAGUGGCGCAUGAAAUGUAAGCGUGGUGAAGCUGGUUUGUGAUGGUGCUGAAAGUAAGAAAUGAUGAGAAAGUGGUGAUCUAGAAGAACAACACAGAUGAAGGAUGGAAUAUGAGUAUUCUGCUUUCAGGAGGGAAGCUGAUACACACAAUACUUGUUGUGGUGGAUUAGUGUGGUGUAUUAAGGAUAUUUGUGGUAUCAUUUGUGCAAUUCUGACAUGGCUACUGAUACUUUAUGCCGAGUUUGUUGUUGUGAUGGUCAUUAUGGUUCCAAGUCCAUACCCUCUGUACAGCACAAUCAAUAUGAUUAUAUUUCAGACUUUUGCAUUCUUGGCCUUUGCUUCUCAUCUGAGAGCAAUGUUUACAGACCCAGGUGCAGUUCCAAAAGGAAAUGCCACAAAAGAGAUGAUCCAGCAAAUGGGUUUUCGAGAAGGUCAGGUCAUAUUCAAGUGCCCCAAGUGCUGUAGCAUCAAACCAGAAAGAGCACAUCAUUGCUCUGUUUGCCAAAGAUGUAUUAGGAAGAUGGAUCACCAUUGUCCAUGGGUCAAUAACUGUGUUGGUGAAAACAAUCAAAAGUAUUUUGUGUUGUUUACGUUUUACAUUGCAGCAAUAUCGGUGCAUGCACUGUUCCUGUCAAUCAACCAGUUCAUCAUAUGUGUUCGCCAUGAGUGGAAGGACUGUUCUACUUACUCGCCUCCUGCCACUGUAGUUCUGCUGCUCUUCCUGGUCUUUGAAGCUCUUCUGUUUGCCAUAUUUACUGCUGUGAUGUUGGGAACACAGUUGCAGGCCAUCUGGAAUGAUGAAACGGGAAUUGAGCAACUGAAAAAGGAAGAGGCACGAUGGGUGAAGAAGUCCCGGUGGAAGAGCAUACAGGCAGUCUUUGGACGAUUUUCACUCGCCUGGUUCUCUCCAUUUACAAGGCCACCUUCUAAAUCGAAAGUCGAGAGCUAUCUAUAUUCAGUCUGAAGCCCAAAGUCAGUGAGGUUACCUUGUAUUUUAAGCAACUAAUGACUUUUACAUUUUAAUCUGUACACACACAUGGCUGAAAGUUUAUAUUAAGAAUUCAUUGCAAAAUUUUUUAUGAGCUUUUCCAGACAUCUGUAGUUUACCUGCUGUGAAGGCUCAGUGUUUUUUUUUUCCAUCUUGCCUAUUGAGCAAGAUUAUUAUAAGGAGUGACAUAAAACUGUGGUUGUUGUUCUCACUGAAAAAUAAUGUACUUUCAUUUCACAGUGACUUUUUGAUAACAUUACUGUUUUGGUGCUAAGGUCACAUUUGUACACUCGUUCUCAUUGCCGCUGGUAUUGAAUACCUAAUGUCAGUAUGUAACUUUGGUCAUACUAGCCUGCUCAUCUCAGUCCUCUUCUGCCUAUUGAAUGUGUAUCAUAGCAUCUGUCAUUUUGACUGUGCAGAGUAUAAUAAUUUCUAUAUGUCUUGUGCACUGGGAGCACCUACGAUUGUAAUUAAAAAAGUGAAAAAUAACUAUCCCAGAUUAAACUAUGAAAUAUAGUUGAUAGAAAAGAGGUCUAACCAUGUUAGAUAGCUAUGUUUAAGCUGACAAAAUAUCAGUUAUGUGCAAAUGGUACAUCAGAGUUUGCCCUAUAAAUUUUUUUGAUCCACAAGUCGAAAGUAACUAAGUGAAUGUUACUUGUAAUCAUUUUUGGAUAACCCAGUGUACAGUGAUCCAUAUCAUGAAAUUGACUUCUGCAGAAUUUGAGUGAUUUCAGCAUGCUAUACUAUCACGUAUUUACACACAGUGUGCGGGCUAAAUUACAAUCAGACUGCAAACAGUGAAAUAAGACAGAAUACAAAAAGAGUCAAAAACCAACUUCUGUUUGUCUAGUUCCUACAUUAUUUAUUAUAUUAUGUUCUCUAUCAUGACAUUCCUGUCCCAGUGCGGUACAAAUCAAUUUUAUGGUAAAUACUUAUUUCAUAUCAUCAGUUUGUUGGAUUUGCCAUGUUUGCUAAGAAAUGGUUUGGACUACCGUGACAUGUUCCUGUAGUGGCCAUAUAUUUCUCAAAACUGGCUUAAUGUAUGUAAGCACUCCUCGCAAAACAAAAUGUACUCUUUCAUAAAACCAUCACAGUUUAUUGAAUUCCUUAGCCAUAUAUUUUUUAUCAUUUGUUAUAAUUGUAUACAAAGAAGACAUAGUCUUUAUUGCUGUCAUUGUGAAGAUGGCAUUAAAUGGUUUAGUACACAUCAAUAGUAUUACCUACUGACAGCAUGAUUCUCUAAACAGUGUAUAAUAUGUAUUUCCUAUUUUUGUACAGUUGUAUAUACUAAUUCUGUUAAAUAGCAAUGCUUUUUGUAUCCAACAAAGAAAAUUGGUAAAUGGCAUGACCAUUGUCAGUACUGUGAUUUCCUCAUCUGUUUUAUUUGUUUUAUAUUAUAUGUUGAAUAAAUAUUGCCAACAAAUGUCAGUUCUUUUGAUACAGUAUAAAAGUAUUAUUUUUGACUGUACACAUACAUUUCACAUCUUUGUUUCAAAUAUGUUGUAAUAUUAAUUAUUCAAUUGAGGUUUCACCAUAAUUUUCAGUUGCGUAAUAAAUGUCCUAAGAUAUUUCACUGUGGAUUUGAUAGCCAUCAUAUGUUGAGGGUGACAAGAUAUUAAGAAAAAAUUAUUGCACUGUGGAUUUGAUAGCCAUCAUAUGUUGAGGAUGACAAGAUAUUAAGAAAAAAAAUAUAUACUUGAGGGCAUUGGUGUGUGGUUCUCACAGGAGACAGAAAGUAUUCAUGCCAUUCCCCAAAAUUUUAACAUUCCAUACUUUCCAGUAUCCUCUUCUUUCUCAGUACUGCCAGUGUGAUGUUAUGUUUAAUGGUGUAUAGUUAGUGUGUGUUUAUGCAAUAAGUACCUGCUUUCUGUAAUAUAUUUUGUGAUUAUAAAGCUAUGAGCUUUCAAACAUUCCUUAAAACAAAAUGAAAAAUGCAAAUCUCAGGAAUGAGUAUGAUUACAUAUGUAUUUAUUUUACUUGAAAGAUAUUAGUAAGAAGGUUGUCAUAGAUAGCUAAGCAAAAAUGUGUGAUAUUUCAGAACUAUCUCUCUUUGGAAUCUAAAGAGAAAACAAGGAAAUGUGUGGAAAGUGAAAUAGUUGUUACGAGAAUAAUAUGCCAGUCAGAAAAGGAUCAGACUAGAAUGCUAGAUGUAAAAGAAAGUUGUAAGGAGGACAUACCAAAAUCUGUUAAUUGCUUGUGCAGCAUUCACUCUACUUCAUAUUUAAUAUUUCUUUCAACAUUUUGGUUUUGAACUACUCAUCUUGUGUUUUAAUGUUUUCUAUGUAUUUUCUUUUUUCUUCUGCUCUUUUCAACACCCAAAAUGAAAACAUUUGGGCUGCAGUUCUUCACUGAUUUCUUUGAAUAAUGCCACCGGCAUCAUGCACUUAUGUAUUGUUAGAGUAUAGUAUUUUCUGUGACCAUGGGACAGUAAAAUUAAACUGAUAUGUAUUUUGGAAGAUUUCAUAGAAUGGCUUUGUCUAAGUAGUAAAAAUGAUGAAUACACAUAUAUCACUUCACAUAUUUUGCUAUACUAAUGCUUUUAAACCUUUUUAACUAAUUUCAUUUACUAAAGACAUCUGAGUUUUACUGUUGAUUGUGAGGACCAGCUCUGAGAUUUAUUAUAUUUUAUUUGUCAACAAGACCUUACAAACUCUUCCUUGUGUUACUCUGACUCCUGCCCCCCCUCCCAAAUUCCACUCUCCUCUCCUCAAAAAUGAUAAAAGCUGUCCUCAGUGAUGCUGUACCAGGCAUGGCCCUGUUGCAGGCAUAUGCCCUUGCCUUCCUUCACUCUUUGAACUGACUCAACCACCUAGUUGUAGGGGGGCCUACAGUUUAACUGCUCUCUGAACUAUGGUGCAGCUCCUAAUUUUUUGUGCUAACAAACAAGUUGUGAAACUCAUUGCACUGACUGGGGAUUGAACCUUGGAAC